AUGGGUGUCGGUAUUGUCAGCAGUAUGGAACACUUUAAUAACCGUGGGUUCGCCGAGCAACACGGUCCUAUCACCAAGGUCGUCGUCUGGGCCUGGGACCGCAUGGAUGGAUUCGAGAUCUGGUACGGGGGUGUGGGGAUACGGAGGCUCAGAGUGUCCUUGAAGUCGGCGAAGGUGAGUCUGUGGUUUGCGUUUCUGGAUAUAUCGACGAAUAUCUCGAUUCAAUUCAAUUCUUCGUCAGCCGUGAUUCCCAAGGUGAUGUAUGUGUAUGGCUGGGGAAGCUCUGAGGGCAUUGAACAGUUUUGA
Messenger RNA from Aspergillus chevalieri, 306 nucleotides. RefSeq lists its product as uncharacterized. The record is from RefSeq and is a predicted model, not a curated record. Bases 1 to 306 code for a protein of 101 amino acids. The transcript has a single exon. Lineage: Eukaryota; Fungi; Ascomycota; Eurotiomycetes; Eurotiales; Aspergillaceae.